AUGCAUAAUUCCAAGCCAACAUGUUUAAUUUGCAAGGAGAAAGUAUCGGUGGUGAAAGAGUACAAUGUAAGAAGACAUUAUGAAACAAAGCAUUCCGAAUACGCGAAAUUUAGUAAGGAAUUGAAAACAAGGAAACUGGAUUCGCUUAAAUCUGAAUUGAGAAAUCAGCAAAGACUAUUAAAUUCAUCGAUACACUCUUCUUCUGAUACUGUUAAAGCAAGCUACUCUGUUGCAAUGAUAAUUUCAAAGAGAAUGAAAUCAUUUUCGGAUGGAGAAUUCGUAAAAGAGUGUUUGGAUGCUGUCGUGAAAGACAUUUUGCCAGAUAAAACUAAAAAGUUUUCAAACAUUAGCUUGUCACGUCAAACCAUAUGUCGCAGGGUUAAUGACAUUUCAAAUGAAAUUGUGGUGACUUUGCGUGAUCAAAUAAAAUAUUUCAAAAGUUAUUCUUUGGCCUUUGACGAAUGCACGGAUAUAUCAGACACGUCUCAACUUGUAGUAUAUAUUCGUGGAGUUACCGAAUCUUUUCAAGUGAAACAAGAAAUGCUUAACCUUGUCAGUUUGAAAGAUACUACAAAGGGCGAAGAUAUUUUCCAAGCUGUUAUGAAAUGUUUAUCCGACAAUGGAGCGAAUUUAGAGACCCUUGCUGGAUUGACAACAGAUGGGGCGCCGGCUAUGAUUGGAAGAAAUAAAGGAGUUACGGAAAUAAUUGACCUACAGUGCAACAGUGAACUAAGACUUGUUUAUCCUACUAUAUCCAAAAUUGACUUUUAUAACAAAUAUGUGACUGCAGAAAAAUAUCCCAACUUAAGAAUUUUUGCACAAAGAGUUGUAAGCUCCUUUGGAUCUACUUACGUCGUUUUCAGAACAUUCUUAAAGACAUUGUCUUCGAUUGUAACUCCACUGUUCAUUAAACUACCAAAAAAAUCCCGUUCUAUGUGUUCAUGGGCCAGGAACACUGUUCACAAGGAUUUGUCACCUUUAAGGUGUCGUGUACAAAUAACUUAUUUUCAAAUGAGCAGUGAAUUGACUCACCGUGGAAUCCAUAAAGAUCUUGAUCGAGAAAAUAAUAGAACUAUAAACCAAGAACACACGCCUCUUGAAAAUCCAGCAAAUGACGACAAACUAAAUUUAAUGGAGGAACUACUUCUCCUAUCUUUCAAAGACGAGAGGGUUCAGUAG
Messenger RNA from Octopus sinensis (East Asian common octopus), 1179 nucleotides. RefSeq names its product EPM2A-interacting protein 1-like. The coding region runs from base 1 to 1179 and encodes 392 amino acids. The record is from RefSeq and is a predicted model, not a curated record. Lineage: Eukaryota; Metazoa; Mollusca; Cephalopoda; Octopoda; Octopodidae. The transcript is spliced from 4 exons.